AUGGGCUUCUACGAUGAGGCGCCGGCGCUGGCUGAGCUUGAGCCGCUGUCGAUCAAGGACAGGGAUGUCGCUGGCGGGGGCGUUGCAUCCUUCAAGGAGAAGUGGUGCCCGCGCAACUGCGCCACAGCGGCCCGGGCCUCCGGCUUGUACGAGGCCGCUGGGAGCCUGUUUUGGGUGCCGGCGGGGGCGCGGGCGCAGGAGGUGCUGCCUGUGCAAGAUUGCACAUGGGCGCAGGUGGAGGAGUUGAAGCCUCUUUUUGAGGAGGCACAGGAGCUGGACCGCGUCCGACUUCUGUACGAGUGUGCACUGACAGUCACGAUCCGCCUGUAUGUGGGGACGAGCAAGCAGGCGCUGGCGCUGAUGCUCUGGCAGGCGACAGACAAGAAAAAGCAGGUGCUGGCGGUGGCGGAUGACAACGUCAUCACGUUUGCAAAAAAGUUCCAGAUCAUCGUGGAGAAUUGUGGGGUGAAAGGAAUCGGAAAGCAGCUGGAGCACUGGAAGGCGAUCGGCCUCAACUUCAUGGGGAAGCCGGUGUAUCGAAUGUUGCACUACGCUCUUCUGGCGAUUGCGCAGCUGUCAGACAAGGCGCAGGCGUUGUUGCAGGAGCUGGAAAGCAAGGCCGGGCGCGCGUUCUUGACGGAAGGCCACUCCAAGUUGCACAACGUGAUGCGACGCGCAGGCGCUGGCGCGGACAACUCAGAAGCCAUCGAUCCGGUGGAACAGCUGCUGCACCUCCUGCUUGUUGAGGUGGACGGCGAGAAACUGCAGGCGCAGGACGCGACCUCCGACUUCUUCGAGGGCGGCAGAGGCGCCGGCGCUGGCGUGGGCUGGGUGGCGAUGUCGCUUUGCAAGCUGGCGGUGUUGGGGAAGGUGUGCGGCGUGCUGAGCACCUCGGAGGAGGCGUGGGCGAGCAAUGCCUUGCAGCAGAUCAAUGAUUUGGGGAAGGCGAGGCAGGCGCUGGCGAAAGCAGCGGAGGCGGAGUCUGUGAAAGUCUCAGAGGACGGCCUCUGGUCUGCUGUGUUUUCCUCCAAGGACGCGGUCCCGCCAGGCUACGCGGCCGACUUCAUCGCGUACGUCAGCAACUUGUUGGGCGGCGGCUACGACGCGGACCUCAAAACCUUCAAUGACAAAGAGGACUUGGUCGCGCAACUCCUUGCAGGCGAAGGCGACAACCCCGUGCUGAAGGACUGGCGGGAGGCCCUGGACACCCUGGACAGAGGGGUUUCCGGCUUGAGCACCGGCGUGGUGGCGGUUGAUUCGAUCCAGGAGGACUCGCUGGCGUCGGCACCCUUGUCACUGCUGAUGCAAAAGUGCGCCGCCGGCGACGACCUGGAGGAGGUCAGGGAGACUACUCGCCGAGAGCGGGCGGAGGUGUUGGCAAAGGCGCGGGGGCUCAGAAAAGGCCUGUGCCAGUUGUUGGUGCUGCCACAGGCGUGCACCAAGGAGGCGUUGCAGUCGGCCUUGGCCCGUGCAGGUGCAGGCGGAGCUGGCAACUUCCACGGGAAGUUGAACGAGAAGCACCGCGGCUACUUUCUCAUGGCCGACCUGGAGCAUGAGGAGAAGCAGGGCUGGGCGCAGGUGUCAGAGAUGAGCGGCUCUGUCAAACAGCGGUUUUCGCAGAAGUGCGCCUUCUUGAAGGGGCUGGCAGGGUCGUGCGACUUCGUCUUCGUCGGCGAUGGGCGCUGUCGCGCGGCACGUGCGACGAUCGAAGAGGCGCUGGUGAAGGUGGUGGGCGGGCAGGUGAACAAGGAGAUCAUCUUCGUCAAGCUGCCGGCGCCGCGCGUACGCCUGGCCGCCGUGGAUGACUUUGUCUCCAAGAGCAGCGGCGCUGGCGCGAAAGUCACGACGGCGGACACGAACUACGUGAACGUGCCGUUCCUGGCGUCGGCGAAGCUUCCCAAGCUGGCGUGGGCGGACAAGGCCGAGAUCCUUGGCAUGAAGGCGGAUGCGGCGCCGGCGGACCGAGCACCGGAUGCGUGGGCGGAUGGCGAGGGCGCAAGCGCGGGCGUGCCACUGUUCUGGCAGGAGUCCAAGGGUGUGGCGGUGUGGCAGGCGUUGGUGAAGAACCAUAUGGUGAAGGAUGUCGUCGACCUGUCACCUGGUUCUGGGGCGCUGGCGUCGGCGUGCCUGUCCAUGGGCAUCCGGUACACGGGCUUCUGCGGCAACGAGAAGCACCGGAAGUGGCUGGAGAACCUGGUGGACAGGCAGGCGCUGGCGCUGGCGGCGACAGAGGGGCAUGCCCUCUGGACGCAGUCGCUGGCGGACCUCAUCCAGCUCCACUUCAAGGAUGUGGUCGCAGGCGAUGGCGGGGAUGGCGGCGGCGACGACGGCGACGAGGAGGGCGAAAACGAGGAGGAUGGCGAGGAGGACGAAGUGCCGCUUAUGGAUGCCGAGUGA
Messenger RNA from Symbiodinium sp. CCMP2592, 2397 nucleotides. The record is from the annotation of a GenBank genome assembly. NCBI's taxonomy places the organism in Eukaryota, Dinophyceae, Suessiales, Symbiodiniaceae.